AUGAGCGCACCCGUGCCCAGCGGCUGGACUCCGCUGCCGGGCGUGCCGCCUCCCCGCGGGGAGCCCGAAACGCGCUCGGCUAUGGCCGAGGGCGCAGCCAGCAGGGAGGGUCCAGCGCCGACAGACGCGGCCGGGAGCGAAGACGACCCCCGAGUGGGCCCGGACGUCGCCUCCGGGGACGGCGUGGUGGCGGCCCCUGGGGGCCAGUGGAGGGGCCGUCGCAGCGGGAUCGCGCUGCCCAGCGCUGCAGGGGCCCCGGCGGACGGCGAGGCCGGCCUCCUGGAGGCUGCGCGGGCGACCCCCCGGCGCAGCAGCAUCAUCAAGGAUCCUGCAAACCAAAAAUGUGGUGGAAGAAAGAAAACCGUGUCUUUCAGCAGCAUGCCAUCAGAAAAGAAAAUCAGUAGCGCGAGUGACUGCAUCAGCUUCAUGCAAGCUGGCUGUGAACUGAAGAAAGUACGGCCAAAUUCUCGCAUUUACAACCGUUUUUUCACUCUGGACACAGACCUCCAAGCUCUUCGCUGGGAACCUUCCAAGAAAGACCUUGAGAAAGCUAAGCUUGAUAUUUCUGCCAUAAAAGAGAUCCGACUGGGGAAGAACACAGAAACAUUUAGAAACAAUGGCCUUGCUGACCAGAUUUGUGAGGACUGUGCCUUUUCCAUACUCCACGGGGAAAACUACGAGUCUCUGGACCUAGUUGCCAAUUCAGCAGAUGUAGCAAACAUCUGGGUGUCAGGGUUACGGUAUCUGGUUUCUCGAAGUAAGCAACCCCUUGAUUUUAUGGAGGGCAACCAGAACACACCAAGGUUUAUGUGGUUGAAAAAGGUGUUUGAAGCAGCAGAUAUCGAUGGGAAUGGGAUUAUGUUGGAAGACACCUCUGUAGAGUUAAUAAAACAACUCAACCCUACCCUGAAGGAAUCCAAGAUCAGGUUAAAGUUUAAAGAAAUCCAGAAGAGCAAAGAAAAGCUAACCACCCGAGUGACAGAAGAGGAGUUUUGUGAAGCUUUUUGUGAACUUUGCACCAGGCCAGAAGUGUAUUUCUUACUUGUACAGAUAUGUAAAAACAAAGAGUAUUUGGAUGCCAAUGAUCUCAUGCUUUUUUUAGAAGCUGAGCAAGGAGUCACCCAUAUCACCGAGGACAUGUGCUUAGACAUCAUUCGGAGAUAUGAGCUUUCUGAAGAGGGACGUCAGAAAGGGUUUCUUGCAAUUGAUGGCUUUACCCAGUAUUUGUUGUCACCAGAAUGCGACAUUUUUGAUCCUGAACAAAAAAAGGUUGCCCAAGAUAUGACCCAGCCAUUAUCUCACUAUUACAUCAAUGCCUCUCACAACACCUAUCUCAUAGAAGACCAGUUCAGGGGGCCGGCUGACAUUAACGGGUAUGUUAGAGCUUUGAAAAUGGGCUGUCGAAGCAUUGAACUUGAUGUAAAUGAUGGUUCAGACAAUGAACCAAUCCUUUGUAAUCGAAAUAACAUGACAACACAUGUUUCCUUUCGAAGCGUCAUAGAGGUGAUAAAUAAAUUUGCCUUUGUGGCUUCUGAGUACCCACUCAUUCUUUGCUUGGGGAAUCACUGCUCCCUACCCCAGCAGAAGGUAAUGGUUCAACAGAUGAAAAAGGUCUUUGGCAGUAAACUCUAUACUGAAGCACCUGUGCCGUCAGAAUCCUACCUCCCAUCACCAGAAAAAUUAAAAAGAAUGAUCAUUGUGAAAGGAAAGAAAUUGCCUUCUGAUCCAGAUGUUUUAGAAGGAGAAGUUACAGACGAAGAUGAAGAAGCUGAAAUGUCUCGAAGGAUGUCAGUAGAUUACAAUGGUGAGCAGAAACAAAUCUUGCUGUGCAGGGAGCUCUCUGACUUGGUGUCUAUCUGUAAAUCUGUUCAGUACAGGGAUUUUGAACUAUCUAUGAAAAGCCAAAACUAUUGGGAAAUUUGUUCAUUUAGUGAAACAGAGGCCAGCCGAAUUGCAAAUGAAUACCCAGAGGAUUUUGUAAAUUAUAAUAAGAAGUUCUUAUCACGAAUCUAUCCAAGUGCCAUGAGAAUCGAUUCCAGUAACUUGAAUCCACAGGACUUUUGGAAUUGUGGCUGUCAGAUUGUGGCAAUGAAUUUCCAGACUCCGGGUCCAAUGAUGGACCUUCACACAGGCUGGUUUCUUCAAAAUGGAGGAUGUGGUUAUGUUCUAAGGCCGUCUAUCAUGCGCGAUGAAGUUUCUUACUUCAGUGCAAAUACAAAGGGCAUUGUACCUGGGGUGUCUCCUCUAGUGCUUCAUAUUAAGAUCAUCAGUGGUCAGAACUUCCCAAAGCCCAAGGGAGCUUGUGCCAAAGGGGAUGUCAUAGAUCCCUACGUGUGUAUAGAGAUACAUGGAAUUCCAGCCGACUGUUCAGAACAAAGAACUAAAACUGUACAACAAAACAGUGAUAAUCCUAUUUUUGAUGAGACAUUUGAGUUUCAAGUGAACCUGCCUGAGCUGGCCAUGAUCCGUUUUGUGGUUCUGGACGACGACUACAUCGGGGAUGAGUUUAUAGGGCAAUAUACAAUACCAUUUGAAUGUUUGCAGCCUGGAUAUCGGCAUGUUCCCCUCCGCUCCUUUGUGGGUGACAUCAUGGAGCAUGUAACUCUUUUUGUCCACAUAGCAAUAACUAAUAGAAGUGGAGGAGGAAAGCCACAGAAGCGCAGCCUUUCAGUGAGAAUGGGGAAGAAAGUUCGAGAAUAUACCAUGCUCAGGAAUAUCGGUCUUAAAACCAUAGAUGACAUCUUUAAGAUAGCAGUUCAUCCCUUACGAGAAGCCAUAGAUAUGAGAGAAAAUAUGCAGAAUGCCAUAGUGUCUGUUAAAGAACUGUGCGGACUCCCUCCAAUUGCCAAUCUGAAGCAGUGCCUGUUGACCCUGUCCUCUCGGCUCAUUACCAGUGACAAUACUCCCUCCGUCUCUCUUGUGAUGAAGGACAACUUUCCUCAUCUGGAGCCUCUGGGGGCCAUUCCAGACGUGCAGAAAAAGAUGCUGGCUGCUUAUGAUCUGAUGAUCCAAGAGAGCCGGUUUCUCAUAGAAAUGGCAGACACAGUCCAGGAAAAGAUCGUGCAGUGUCAGAAAGCAGGGAUGGAGUUCCAUGAGGAACUUCAUAAUCUGGGGGCAAAAGAAGGCUUGAAAGGAAGAAAACUCAACAAAGCAACUGAGAGCUUUGCUUGGAACAUUACAGUACUGAAGGGCCAAGGAGAUCUGUUGAAGAAUGCCAAGAAUGAAGCUAUAGAGAACAUGAAGCAGAUCCAGCUGGCGUGCUUGUCUUGUGGCCUUAGUAAAGCCCCCAGCAGUGGUGCCGAGGCCAAGAACAAGCGCAGCCUGGAGGCCAUAGAGGAGAAGGAGAGCAGCGAGGAAAAUGGGAAGCUGUGA
Molecule: messenger RNA, 3372 nt
Organism: Mesoplodon densirostris (Blainville's beaked whale)
Lineage: Eukaryota; Metazoa; Chordata; Mammalia; Artiodactyla; Ziphiidae
Gene: PLCL1
Product: phospholipase C like 1 (inactive)
Exons: 6
Coding region: 1-3372 (1123 amino acids)
Biological process (GO): lipid metabolic process; intracellular signal transduction
Molecular function (GO): phosphatidylinositol-4,5-bisphosphate phospholipase C activity
Source: RefSeq, a predicted model, not a curated record